Gigantopelta aegis is the source of this 1888-nucleotide messenger RNA. RefSeq lists its product as uncharacterized. The transcript has 12 exons. The coding region runs from base 1 to 1536 and encodes 511 amino acids. Lineage: Eukaryota; Metazoa; Mollusca; Gastropoda; Neomphalida; Peltospiridae. Gene Ontology annotation, molecular function: scavenger receptor activity. The record is from RefSeq and is a predicted model, not a curated record.
AUGGCGGCUGUACAGGUCGCUAAACGAAGAUAUCAGUGUCAUUGUGCUGAAGAAUGUAUAGGAAAUAUCGAAGAGUUCGAGUGUACCGCAUGUGAAAAUGGCUAUUACGGACGUUACUGUCAAAAUGUUCACAAGAGACUAACAGGAUUUCAUAUUGAAGUUGAUAAUGUUACGUGCUAUCAAUGGACCAAUGCAUCGUCUCCUCCAACUAUAUUCCAAGUGAACUGUAUCCAACAAGGUCGACGUAUUACCGUCAGCUUACCUCCUGGCCGUGAUUACAAUAACGGAGUUCUUACUUUGUGUGAAAUUCAACAUGCAGUUGUGGAUAUUGGGGUACAUCUUGUGAGAGGUGUGGCUAUUGUCAGACGGGAAAUACGUGCAAUCAAACCACAGGCCACUGUCAAACUUGCCAAACUGGAUAUGAACCGCCAUUAUGUAUGGCAUGCAGUACUGGAUAUUGGGGUACAUCGUGUGAGAAGUGUGGCUAUUGCCAGCCUGGAAAUACGUGUAAUCAAACGACAGGACAUUGUCAGAAUUGUCAAAUUGAAUAUGAGCCACCAUUGUGUACGGCUUGCAGUGAAGGCUGGUGGGGUGCAUCUUGUGAGAAGUGUGGCCAGUGUGAGCCUGGAGAUAUCUGCGAUAAAACUUCCGGACAUUGUCAGCAGUGUAAAACAGGAUGGGCGUUACCACGAUGCACAAGUUGUGAAAAUACUUGUAACUGGGUGCGAUGCUGGGUGGAAAGAUGAUACUUGUAAAACAGCAUGUGAGAUGGGAGCGUACGGUAUCAACUGCAAUGAAACAUGUGGUAACUGUAGAUAUGGUAACACAUCGUGUGCCAUAAAGGACGGAGUCUGCAGUGAAGGGUGUAGUGCCGGGUGGAUGAACAGUACUUGUAAAAUACCAUGUGAGCUGGGAACGUACGGUACCAACUGCAGAGAAACAUGUGGUGAUUGUAGAGAUGGUAACACAACAUGUGACAGAACGGACGGAGUCUGCAAUGAAGGGUGUAGUGCCGGGUGGAUGGACAGUACUUGUAAACUAGUGUGUGACUACGGGCGUUAUGGCGAAGACUGCAAAGACGUCUGUGAAAAUUGCAAAGAUGGACACUGUGAUGUUGUGAUUGGUUGCACAGAGCACCUUGACGACGGACAUGUUGGAAUCUCCGCCGGUGUCUCAGUAGCUGUUGUUCUUAUUGUUGCGUCUACGGCAAUGGGUGUUUUCUUUUGGAGAAGCGUUAUCAGGCGUCAAAAGAGGAAACACGGAUCCGAUCGGCCUAAACCAGACAACAGUGAUCUGGUAAAUGAUGUGGGGUACGAAGAUGUGAGAACAGUAACCAAUUUGACAGCAUUUAAUACAGGCAAUAAUGUUAUGUUGAGUGAGACGCAAGGACAAAUAGUUCAUCAGCAGCAUAGUCCACACGAUGAUCUGAACAAUGGCGGUUAUAUUAAUGAAGAACAAGACGAGCCAGACGAGUAUGAAAAAACUCGACACAUUCAUAGAUACAACUUCAGUAAACAAAUAAGCACAGAUUUGUAAAAAAAAAAAAAAAAAAAAAUCGAACUCGGCCUUCGCAUAAUAUAUAUGUAAUCACGACAACGAUAUAUUUAUGAAAUUUAAAAAUGAACGGAAAUGAAUAUUAAAAAAAGGUGUAGUAGCAUAAUAAUUAUAUAAUUUGUAGCUCAAAGAGACACAUUUAUAUGUAGUACUAUUUGUUUUGUAUAAAAGAAACAUGUUAAAUAAUGUGAAGGUAUUUAUCGAAUGCACAAGUGACAUAUAUUUUCUCUGAACGAGUUCUCGAGACGAACACGUGUUUGGAACCCAGUUGUCUGAUGCAGAAAUCGUCUUGGCUAAGCGCUGAAACAAAACCAGAAUAAAAACCUUAAUAUAU